Molecule: messenger RNA, 5717 nt
Organism: Sander lucioperca (pikeperch)
Lineage: Eukaryota; Metazoa; Chordata; Actinopteri; Perciformes; Percidae
Exons: 33
Coding region: 138-4106 (1322 amino acids)
Biological process (GO): lipid transport; lipoprotein metabolic process
Cellular component (GO): membrane; extracellular region
Molecular function (GO): lipid binding
Source: RefSeq, a predicted model, not a curated record
GUGUAAGAUAAUUACCAACGUGAGUCGUGUCAAACGCAAAGGAAACGUUAUCAUCGUUUAUCAUCCAUAAAUCUCGCCCGUAGAGAAAAUAAUGUGGUUUUAAUUCAGGAUUUAAUUUUUAACCAACUUUACUGAUCAUGACAGGAGAUGGAACGGAGAAUGAGGUGGGGGCGGUCGACAAUGGAUGGAGUGCAGCAGCAGCAGAAAGUGCAGCUGGGGAAAGACGACCUAGUAUUGGGACGCUACAGAAUUUGCUAAAGAAAGUUUCCAAAAGCCCUUUCCAUAAUCAAUACCAGUCUCUUGUUUCAUCAACCUCUGACUCCAGUGGAUCAUCUGUGAACCAGUCUCGAAACAAACAGGAAUCUGGCAACAAAGGUCAUGAAAUGGAGGAUGUAGGGAGACAAACUUCAAAAGAAGUAAACCUUGAUGCUGUUUUUGCCCCUCCACCUGAAUUUCAGAGUUCGCCUCAUGAUCUUCAGCCUGAAAUGAAGACUGCGGAAAAUGGAGCUGAAUUUUCUGACCAUCCAAAGGACCUAUUCCAGACCCUUACUCCCAACGGCAUGCAAGGCAGUUUCCAGACAUCAACAUUGGCCCAAAACGUAUCUGCAAAUGGCCAUUUUUAUGACGUAUCCCUGAACUCACCAGAUUUAUUUAAGCCAAUCCCCGCUCAAACACAGAACCUCUCUAAAACCUUGCAUUUAAAAAGCUCUGACCUGUUUAAAGAUGAAGGCGUCAAUCUUUUCCAGGCUGCUGAAGGAGAGAAGUUACUUCACACUGAACGCACUACGGAGGUAAACCCCUUUGAUAAAUCUUCCAGUAUUUUUGUAGACCCAUUCAAAUCUCCAUCAAACAUGGAGGAUAAUCUGUUCCAGUCUCCACGGCCAAUGAUGACGAACCCAUCAUAUACUGCCACGACCAAAGAAGUAGAUUUGUUUCAAACAGUUCCGACUAAAAGUGGAGAACUCUCCAACAUCAGGGAAAACAAACAAGAUCCCGCUACCAAAGAGGACCUUUUUGGCAUGUCUUUUUGGAAGGAAAAUCUGGAUGUAUUUUCAUCUUCAUCUACAAAUACAGUCGACCCAUUCCCAAGCCCAAUUGCAAGGGAUUUAUUCCAAGACCUUUCCAGCUUGGAUGACCCGUUCGGUACCACUCCCUCAAGACAAUACGACCCUUUCCAAGAUGUUUUACCUGGGACUCCAGACAUCUUCCUACCUUUUCCCUCGAACACUAAUGGCAGGGAUAUAUUUGGGAUAACCUACAGCAAUACAGCCUUUAAGGCCACAUACUCUACACCUUCACUCAACAGCCCGUCAGAAAUGAAGUUGGACAUGCUUUCGUCACCAGAUCUCUUCAAGGCAACGCCAUUGGAAUCUCAUGCAGCCGUCCAACCAAAGUCUCCCGACAGGCCACAUGCUAUCUUCUUGACGAAUCCUCAGGGAACAGAGUCUGAUCUUUUUCAGCCGAGUCCCUUCAGUCGGGCCAGGAAUAUGUGCUUGUCAACCAGACAAUCUCCAGCUGACAUGACUCAUGUGCCAACCUUCAAACGUCCGCCAAAGCCACUUCCUCGAAGUAGACCACUAAAGCCAGAAAAGCUGCGCAUGCUAGAAAAGCCACCAAAACCAGAAAGGCCACCUCCACCCACACCCGCAAACCCUGUUGAACCUGAAGCAACUGUACCAAAAGUCGCUCCCGAACCAGCCUUCAGACCAGUCCCAAAACCAGUUAUUCAACACAAAACAAAAAGUCCGGAAAGUAAACCGAUUGAAUCGGAGAACUAUCUCGUCUUUGCGGACAUCCUGUUUAUUGGACAGGAAAAGUGUGUUGAAGACUGGCCUGAAGACAGCCCUCAACUUAACCCUGACUUCAAACCAUCUGGAACAUUAAGACUGCGACGAGAAUCAAUGAAAAUAAAGGCAGACUCUGAUGGAGGAAGUGGCGAGGAUCAGGAUGACUCUGAGAGUCACGGCAAGAAAAAGGACAGAAAGUUUAGAUUGUCCAUGCUUUCCAGAAGAGGGUCAAAUAAGUUUCCUGAUGACACAAAGGAUGAGAGGAGCAAGACACUACCCACCUCUCGUAAAUCAUCAAAGGAGUAUUUUUCAGACCUGCACAUGUCUGCAGAAGAGAAUGAAGAUGAGGAGCAGAAUGGGAUGGACUAUAAGAAGAAACAUUUGAAGACCAAAGUCAGUCAGCUGCUAAGGAGAGCAUCCAUUGCUUCUUCCGUGCCAGAGGGAAAGCACACGCACGGACAUUUACGUCGGGAAUCAAAGGACGAUGACAUUAAUGAGAAAAAAGUCGGCAAAAAAAACUCCAUCAUACGCCGAUGGUCAGAGGGGACAGUUUUGCAUGACAGCACUGGCGAGGAGGGGGGAUUGGAAGCCCAGCAUGAAGAGGUUGACCGCCAUGGAUUUAAGAAGAAAAAAAAGAGGGUGAAAAUCAGGUUUGUGCCACACAGAGGAUACGCCAUCACUGUAGAAAAGGGAGCUAACGGAUAUACACCUCGCAAAAGCUCAAAGGAGAAAUCACAAGAUGAAGUUUUGGGUGCACAUGGCUACACACCUCGUAAGAAGUCCCAGGAUGAUGCUUUUGUGGAUGUAGAGGAGAAAGGCCACAGUCUCCAUUCAUCUUGCAAGACUGCUUCCAUGGACGAGGAGCACUUUCAGAAAACACACCGCAGGUCUGCUGAAUUGAGUGGAGAUGAAGAGCCAUAUGGAAUAGAAGACUGCCAUCCUAAAAAACCAACAACUAUGAAACUGCUGCACAUGGGUCGUCGAAGCUCUAAGGAGGACAUGCUAGAGGACACCAAUUAUCAGAAAAAGAAGAGCAGCUUCUCGGCAAACGAGUUAGACGAUGACUACUGGAUGGAGGACUGCAAACCGAAAACUUCCAAACAUAAAGGCCCUAUUCCCAUCCCACACACAUCUAAGACAGCCUAUGGACGGAGUGAAGCGAUUGGAUUCAACCACCAGAUUCCUCAGCAAGCAUCCAAUGAUCCCUUUGCUGAGGAUGACUUCACUCAAGCAGGAAAAUAUGUCAUGUAUGACAGGGAAGAAGAUGAAGUGGAAACCUGCAAACCAAAGAAGCCAUCUAAACUUAAAGUCUUCAAAAAACCCAAGGGCAAAGCCAUGUAUCAAGAGUGUGAAGAUUCACCCGGAGCUACGUCAAGUGACUACCUGUCAGAGGCCGCCAAGGCGGAGUGGCUGGCUGCUCAAAUGGAUGAACAGGCUAUAGCAGGUCUGGAGGAUGAGGAAGAGGACGGGGACACUGACAGUUUGAUGGAGUGGUGGGGCACUGUGGAGCAAUGGGAUGAGUUGCCAUCAGACGAUGAGGACAAAGUCCUAAAGGAGGAUGAGUCCAAGUCAUUCACCAUCUUAGCGGACAAGGUUCAUCGUGGCCUGCGUGUCUUCAACAAAAUCUUCACAGAGCGAGCUGAGGUCCUCUGGCAGUCCGUCAUCAUGCUCCACGCCAUCGCCGAUGACAUCAACAAGUUCCAUCACAAGGCCAAGAUCGCCGGCCUCACUGGUGGCACCGCCACAGCCGUGGGUGGUGUGACAGCAAUCACCGGUUUGGCUCUGUCCCCCUUUACCUUGGGUAUCUCUCUCAUAGUUACCGCUGUUGGUGUGGGUGUGGCCGCAGCUGGAGGAAUCGCUUCAGCCUCUGCUGCCAUCUCGGAUAACGUUAACAACAUGCACGAUCGGAAGAAGGUGGAGAUAGUACUGGAGGACUUCGAGGUUCACCUCCAGACCAUUGGGAAGGUCCUCCACUUUGUCAAUCAGGGCUUGUACAAACUCCGCGGCCAUCCUUUACUCAGGACAGGCACCCAACACUAUUCUGAGGACUGGGAGAUCCGCAGGGCCGUCCAGAUGAUCAGCUUAGUCGACUCGCCCGUGAUGCGGGGGGUGGAGUUAACGGACGCGGCAGUGGCCUCGCUCCGAGGACUCUUCACAGGCAUUGACAAGUACUUCAUCAAGGACACCCGAGAGUUGAAGAAAGGCUGCAAGAAAGAGGUAGUGGGUCAAAUAAACAAGGUGGCAAAUGUGCUCAAUGAUGGGCUAGUGGAACUCAAUGCUAUCAGAGAGGAGCUACAGGAUGCUACUGGAUACAUGUGAGCACCAUCCUGCAUAAUGCCACUUUGACUGUAGUUAUUCACCACCAACCCCCUCUCCUGGCAAAAUGAGGUAACUGUUGUUUAAGGAAACUUAUGAGCCCAGUAGGUCAGUACCUGCUAUUAACUAUAGGCAGUUUUAGACAUUAAAAGGGUGUAUAAGAUCUUUUUUUUUUUUUUUGUUUGUUUUUUUUAAAUCCGUUAGCUUAAGACAGCAGACUCAGGAAGUUAUAAGAAGUUAGACAAUUGAUAGGAUAGUUGUAGUUUUGGCAGAGAGGUGUUAAUUCAACUCUGGUAGCUCUUGAGGCUGUAGAUUACUCUUGUUGCAUUUGUAUUAUUCUAUGAGAUGUUUAACUACUAUAACAGGAAAGCAGACAUCUUUGAGCACUGUAUGCACUGUAUGUUCGGUGGGUAAAAAGGUUUAAAUAUAAGGUGUAUCAAAAUGUAACUUUGUGGUCACAGAUGGCUUAAUUUCACAUUUGAACUGAUUUUCAGUUUAAUUUGUCCACCCACUGUAUUUACAGAAGGACAAAUAAUAAACAGGAGCACCUUAGACUAGAAUAUGAGUUCAAUAACAAGUUUGACACAGUUUCAACAAAGGAAAUGUAUAUAAAUUCACAAAGUAAAUGGCUAUUGUAAUACACUAUUAUAUUGUCAGCAGUUCCUAUCAUAUUGUCCCAUACCUGUAUCAGAUAUUAGUAUAAUCAAACAAAUGUUAGUAAUUGAGAAUCUACAAUGACACUCAAAGUCACACUUUCAUUGCCCCAUGGAGUUUGUAACAUUUGAAUGUGCUUUUUAAAUUGGCAUGUUGAUAGUUUUUAUUCGUUAAAUUAAAGUUACUGUAUUUAGUUUAUGGACAGGACUUUGUUUCUGCACAAGUCAUCUUAUAAGGAUAUAUUGACAUAUUCACAAUUAAAUGAAUGUUGUAUAUAGGGUAAUUUAUUAAUAUAUCACUCUAUGGCCUUGCUUUAAAAUGCCAAGUAACUACACAUCUAAGUAAGCAAGAAUGUUUUGUAUCGUUGUUUUUAUGUUGGUGUGCAAGGGGUGGACGUAAUAACAAAAGUCUGACCCUGCCUGCACUGUUGAAGCUGUUGGUUGCUGGUGCAUCAGUUACAAACACUUUGGACUACAGUUUUUGGUUGCAGCUCUAUUUGUAAAGUAUUUCUGCAUUUGAAGGCAUAUGUAUAAUGAUGGCACACAAAAAAAUGUAUUUGCCAGAAUUGUUUAUAGAAAAAUGUGCGCAUGUUUUAUCUUCAUGCAGAAUCCAUUUUAUCCCUCCUCAAUCCUCCAUAUAUUCUACAUACAAAACUAGAGACACUCUGGGUCUUACCCAUACACUGUACAUGAAUGAUUUAAACCUUUAUAAUAUUCUAUUUUCAAACUAGUCAUAUGUUAAUAUGUUGUGAAUACAGAGAUUAUUGUAUGUUUUAAUGUUCAACAUUUUAGUGACCACCUCUGGUCUUACUAGAUAACACUAUCGCCUUUAUGUUGUUGGACGUCACACUGUCAGUCCAUCUUCCUGCAUUGUUUUAACCUGAACAGAAUGUAUCUGUAAAAUGUAUAUAUUCAGAUAUUUUAGUGUAACAAUGAAUCUUUGAAUAAAGACUUUGCCAAC